AUGCCGGGCAUGCGCCGAGCGGAAAACACGGGCGCCUCCGAGCCCGUCGCUGGGUCACCGCGGGCAGCGCCCGUAGCGCCCGCAGCGCCUGCAGCGCAAGCACGGAGAGCAGAUGAGACAGCAGGGCCAGGCUACUGCAGCUACGGUAGGAUCCGGAAGCCUCUGGACGCCCGCACGGAGGCUGGCGCGGCGGCCCUCGCCGCAAGACCAUCCGUGAAUGCCAAGGUUGCGCAUCACCCGGCAAUCUGGACGGCCCGCAUGGCAUGUGUGAGCACGCUUUCGAAAGGGCUUUAUAACAAGCACCUUUUGCGAGCCCUUGCGUGA
Symbiodinium natans is the source of this 324-nucleotide messenger RNA. Lineage: Eukaryota; Dinophyceae; Suessiales; Symbiodiniaceae. The record is from the annotation of a GenBank genome assembly.